Messenger RNA from Leptopilina heterotoma, 2787 nucleotides. RefSeq names its product armadillo repeat-containing protein 5 (gene Rnb). Gene Ontology annotation, molecular function: protein binding. Lineage: Eukaryota; Metazoa; Arthropoda; Insecta; Hymenoptera; Figitidae. Gene Ontology annotation, biological process: anatomical structure morphogenesis. The record is from RefSeq and is a predicted model, not a curated record. Bases 133 to 2658 code for a protein of 841 amino acids. Gene Ontology annotation, cellular component: cytosol. The transcript is spliced from 7 exons.
CUUUCUUACCAUGAAAACACCACUUUCCUAUCCCUGGUUUGCUGUCAAAAAAUCAGCUGUACAUUUUUAAGGUUAUGUUAUUUUUACAAUAAAUCAAAUUUUAACUGUUAUUUAAUUAAAUAAUAUCAAGAAAUGUCAUCCGAUUUUCAACAUGAGGAUUUUCAAGUAUCCCACAAAUUAUCAAAAUAUGUAAAAAGUAAUUCUCAAGAGAAAAUCAUCUCAAUCUUAAAAAGGGCGAAAGCUGAUUCAAAAUGUACAAAGCAACUUUUUAAGGAUGAAAAUUUAAAUCUUUUAAUAGAUCUUUUAAAAAUUCAAAAUCUUGAGAUUAUUAACUUGAGUCUAAGCAUUCUGGCAGAUAUGUGUCGAAAUCUUGAAAUCAGAGAAAAGAUUAGAGACCCAAAAAUCACAACUUAUACAUUAUGGAUUAUACGGAGUUUAGAAGGAAACUACAAUCUACAUUGUCGUGCCGUAAGAUUGAUUGGAAAUUUAUCUGAAUGUAGUUGGCACGCAAAAUCUUUGUGUGAUCAACAAGCUGUUGGUGUAUUAACAGACAUUUUACACUCCAAAACCUAUACUGAAGUUCAUAUAAUGACUGUAAGAGCUAUCAGGAAUAUUUGGAAUUCGCAUAAGAAAAGUCGAAUUGAAAUUCAACAGUCAGGUGCAAUACCGAAAAUUGUUACUAUGUUUGUUAAAGCUAGGGCAAAGUCAGAAUCUAAAUAUGUUGGUUUAACGAAAGCAUGCUUAAAAGCAAUGUGCUCGUUUGCAGAGAGUCUAGAUGGUGAGAGUGCAGUACAAAUGCGCGGUGAAAGCAAUGAAGAAGGUUUUAAGAAUAUUAUAGAACUGUGUGAAGAGAAAAAUGACUUAGCCCUGAAGUGUUUAUACAAUUUGUCUUUAAUAGCAGAAUGUCGUCCUAUAUUAGGAGACUGUGGUGUAAUUCAAAGGUUAUUAUUAUUAAUAACUAAUAAUGAGAAAUUGUCCUGGCAAAUUUUAGGGAGUUUAUGUCUUUUUUGUCGAGAAGCCAUAAAUCGUGUACGACUUAAAGCAGCCACUGGAUUAGAAGUAAUGAUGGCGUUAUUAAAGAAUAAUGAAAAUGAGAAAUUCCAUUCUAUGAUAUUAGAUGCAUUUCUUUUAUUUGAAUACGACAUGGACGGUAUUGGAGUUAUGGUAAAAAAUGGACUAUUAGAUGUACUUAUUGAAAAACUUAAAUCCAUGAUCAAAGCUGAGGAGUUACAAAGUAAAAAUGAGAAGGAGGUAUCAAAGAAACGUUCAGGCGAUUCGUCUCCUUAUGAAAGAGCUGAUUAUAAGUAUAACAGAACUUCGAUUGGAAGGUUUAGUUUAGAUUAUCAUUAUGAAAAUUGGAGUCCGAGUAGUGGAGCCAGUACUUCUUCUUCUCCACCUAGUACACCACCCUUGCCUCUUUAUAAUUGUAAAGAUUUCGAUGAGAGUGCAGAAGAAAAUUAUAGUCCAGUUUGUAGUGAUGAUGAUUGGACUGAAAAGGAUCAUAACACAAAUUUUCAUGAUAAAGUAAAAUCAUCUUUUACUAAACAUGUGAAUAAAUCAACUUUAGCUUUAUUAAGCAUAUUAAGUGACUCUAAUGAGCCAAUGGAAAAAUUAGCUGAUCCAACAGUAAUAACGUUGUUAUCAACUUAUAUUAGAUUUACCAAAGAUCCAAAAGCUUUAAAAAUUUUAACAAGAAUUUCAAAGAAUAGUGCGUAUCUAGUGCCUUUGAUACAACAAGGUUUCGUUUUUGAAGCUCAAACAAUUUAUGGUUGUAAACAAUGUUUGCUACAUCUAUCAGCGUUAGCUGAAACAGGUGGCGCUGUUGGACAAUUAUCAUCAAUUCUUUUACGUGGUACUGAGACAAACAAAAAUAUGAUUGCAGUUUCUAUACCGUUUCUUGUAAAAUCUAAAAAAAGUCUCAGGUACUUACUAGGCGAACAUGGUGGGAUUCCGUUAAUAUUUCGAGUCCUUGAAAAUCCAGAGCACAGUUUACAUGAUAAUGCAAUCUUGACAAUUAGUCAAUUAGCACAGUUACUGGAGAUUCAGCCUCGUACUAUUGACUGGAGUGAAUUAUUAAUGGAAACUAAUAUUGAACCAUUAGAUAGAGCAAAAUGUGAUAAUCUUCCGAAACCUUCCAUAGUUACAUUUAUACUCGAUGAUGGAACUGCAGUUGAUGCUUGCAGGCAUACUCUUUGCCAAAAAUCGGAAUUCUUUUCAGCAAUGUUAAAUGGAAAAUUUCUUGAAGCUGGAAAGAAAAAGAUGUUAUUGAAAGAUACCUCAAAGGAAAGUUUAAAUGCUCUUUUACUUGCGGCCAAUGGUGAUACAUUUUACAACCAAACAAUUGAAGAACUUCUUGAUGCUGUUUUACUUGCCAAUAAAUAUUUAAUGCCUGAUGUUUUGGAAAUACUGAUUAAAAGCUCAAUAUCGAGAUUAAAUUAUGAUAAUUUUAGUCGCGUGUGGAAUUGGACACGACAAAAUUCUCCACAUUUUCAUGUUUGGACACAUUUAAAGACUUUUUGCUUAGAAAGCUUUUUAACAUCACGAAUGACUAGAAACGAACGUCUUCAAGCAUUUAGAAACUUUGCAGCUGGCAAUGACUUCCAGAUAUUCUUGGUAGAGAUUAAAGAAAUAUUAAUUUCUAAUCUCUAUCUACCGUAAAUAGACUGUUUUUUUAACUAUUGUUUUCCUUUUAAUUGUAUAUAUUCAUAUAUAUUUGUUUAUAACAAAUCGAAUUUUAAAAAAUUAUUUGUACUAUAAAUUAAAUUAUGUAAUUUUAUUUUUAGUAAU